AUGGGAAAGGUAGGCGCUGCGCUGAUCGUCGCAGUCGCGGCGUACUUCUCCUACUCGAUCUUCACGAUCUACCGCGAGACUCAGCCGCCGGUCUACUCUCCCGACGACCAGAAAAACCAAGAAAAUCGAGAACCCGACAUCAGCACAAAUAUGUAUCCACCCCACCUCCUCCUCACUUUCAACUUCUUCCUGGCGAACGUGCCAAACCUGCCGUCGCUCCGCACUCUCCUCGCGAAAAAAAAUGACGCACAAUUUGUUCACCUCGGGAGCGUCGAGAGGCGGCCGUACAACUGGGAAGGCGAAGCGGCGCUGCGCGUCGAGGAGCAGAAGUCGUGGAGCUUCGCGGAGCGACUCAAAGACGCUUUGAACUUCUCGGGAAAGGAAAAAUCUGAACUCGAAAUCACCAUUCCUGAGCAGUUUCGACACAACAGGACGCUCUUCUUUCAUGUGCGCGCGCAAGACGCGGGAUCAGGCGAUGAGUUGCCGAUGCAGGUGGUGCAGCGACUCUCCUCUCCCGUCGUUCCAGAUCACUUGAAGACGCUGAAGCGGUACCUGCUCGAGGAUCCUUGGGGCGACAAGCUCGCGGAGGCCACGAAGCAUCUGCAAGUCCCCCCGCCGCCCGUCGAGUCUGUGCCAGAGUAUAUCCAGGUUGGCCCCAUUAUUGAGCAUCGACCUCUGUUGACGGGCGCACUCGAGCGCACCUUCGGCCGGCAGUCCAACAUCCUCAUUUCCUCGCAUCGGAAGUAUCACCUCCCGAUUCAUCUCAACACCUUCAUUUCGCCCGAGGACGAGUACCUGCCGCUCGUCUCGCUGCCGCACGAAAAGUUCGUCCUCCUCUCCGAUGAGAAAACGCGAUCGGUUGCCAAGACUCCGCUGAAAAUCAAAUACAAACCCGCAGGCUAUGCGUCUUGGCUUUUCUUGUUGAUCAUGACGCAAGCGAUGAGUAGCCUCCAGAACAUGAAGUUUUCAGCCUAUGAUGUGAACUCGAUGAAGAUGAUGGUCGGGAGCUCGUCGCCGUGGGUGCUGUUCUUCGUCUACCUCAUUUCCCUGCUGCACCUGAUCUUCGAGGUCUUGGCGCUCUACUCGGACGUGAAAUUCUGGAGGGCACAAGAGAACCUCGCGCAGAACUUUUCUGCGAGCGGGUUGCUCAUCGAGAUGGCGCUGGAGGUCAUCACGAUUCUCUACGUGCGCGACAACGGAGACUCGUUCCUCGUCCAGAUUUUCAUUGUCCUUCGUCUCCUGCUCAACGUCUGGAAGCUGAAGAAACUGGUCGUCUUCACCAUUAGUUCUUCGCCUCCGUACUUCUUCAAAAUUCGCGGGCAGUCUGCAGCUCCGUCCUCCUCCAAGGUGGCGAGUGCGGAGGCAGGGAAGGAGGCAAAAGAGGGAAAGGAGAAGAAAGAGGAGGGAGACAAGAAGAAGGCGCCCGCAAUCGACUACGAAGAACUUCAGCGCUUCGAGAACGCCUGCAUGCGUUACCUCUUCUUGCUAUUCUUGCCUCUGAUCCUCGGCAUCUCCAUCUACCAACUCGUCUACGUUCCGCAGAAGGGCUGGUGGUCAUGGUUCGUUACCUCGUUGGCGACGUGCGGCUACACGUUCGGCUUCGUCUCGAUGACUCCCCAGCUCUUCAGAAACUACAAACUUCAGUCGGUGACGCACAUGCCUUGGCGCGUCCUCGGCUACCAGUUCACAAACACCUUCAUCGACGACGUUUUCUCGUGCUUCAUUCGCAUGCCGAAAAUGCACAGGAUGAGCGUCUUCCGCGACGACGUGGUGUUCGUUGUGUUCCUUAUCCAGCGGUAUCUUUAUCGCCACAACAAACCGAGGGAGGAAGACGAGGACGAUCCUGUUGAAGACAAGAAAACGAAAUAA
Molecule: messenger RNA, 1869 nt
Organism: Besnoitia besnoiti
Lineage: Eukaryota; Apicomplexa; Conoidasida; Eucoccidiorida; Sarcocystidae
Product: cleft lip and palate transmembrane protein 1 (clptm1) protein
Exons: 13
Coding region: 1-1869 (622 amino acids)
Cellular component (GO): membrane; endomembrane system
Source: RefSeq, a predicted model, not a curated record